AUGGGUCGAAGAGCGGAGAUAAAACGCGCCAAUGCCCAGCAAAAGGAUCGGGAUCACCAUCCAAAGACCCACCACAUCAACCAUCACCAUCAUUCGCGACACGGCGAGCCCGAACCGCAAGCCGGCUGCCCGAUACCCGAUACCGUGGUUGGAAGGUGCCAGUGCCCGAGGGAGAGGAAGGCAGAAGAUUUACAUGCACCAAGAAUGAAUGCCCAUACUCGAAACAACUGGUUCACGACAAGUGCUUCGACGAAUACGAGGAUCACCUCGUCAAGGGGCUGGAUGGACAAACAGCGCCGGCAAAAUCUUUGGGAAAAGAAGGGCCAGGCGCUUGUAGGAAAAGUCUGCAGAUGUCGAUGCGGGCUCGGACUCGUGUUACGUGACGAGGCUCACGAUGUUCUGCGCGAGAAGCGCGAAAAACUGCUCGAGGAACAGCUAAACGCCGUGCAGAAGUGCAAGAAGAAGAAAAAUGAGAACGCUUUACCGCGGCUCAACCACGCCAUCAAAGGGCAGACGCUGUUUCCGGAGCCGAAGGAAAGGAAACGUCGCCAUCGCAACUAUUCCGAUGCCGAAUCGGACUCAUCGUACGCGAGCGAAUCUUCGCCGGUAUUCACAGCACGAUUUAUCAACCGCCUCGGAGCCCUCGAUAUGGGCGACCCAGUGACACGGGAAAGAAACCAGUCUUCUGGGCUUUUCUCCGAAUCGUGUUACGAAUCUGGGUCGGAAGCUGCUUUUGCGGAGGCUUUGCAACGCAAAUAUGAGCCUGCUCCCCCGCCGGCCCCGCUCAAGAAGUCGUUCGCUGCGGCGGCUUGUCGUCGUGGCGCCAAUGGCAAAAAGACGCCUACCUCGCGCACUUCGCCAAUAUUCCCCAGCCCGCCGCCAAGUCAACCCAAGACGCGGCCACCGUCGGCUCCACAUUCGCCCAAGUCGCGCCCGGAUUCAGCGGCUGCCAGCCGCCGCUUUGUGGCGGCUAGUCUCAACACCCUUGCCGGCGGCAUUGACAGGACGGACAACACCAAGGGCCUCAGCCCGUUCUCGACACCAACUCCGACCCCGACGGCGGCUUCGAUGCCCCCGGAGCAGUUCACCAAGCUAUUGGGCGACAAGCUAGAGCAGUACAGCGCCCAGGUGGCGAUGAGUCAAUGGGAGCUGACAUCUACUCAACAGCCAUCGAUCCCACUUCCCCCGCUGCCACCUCUUGCUCCGUUGCCGCCGCUGCUACCGCCAACAAUCACCCAUGCGCCACCGCCCAAACCGACCGCACCCGCGCGUUCCGCGGUGCCCAAGUCUCCGGCGAAGAGCUAUCGCGUCCAGCUGCACGGCGAUCCCGAUGAGGUGGAUAGUUGGGAAGAGUACGUGCACGAAUGCGAGACGUCCGUCAACAGCAGUGGCAUCAACUAUGAGACGCCGCUGGUGUCGCCGAUGCUGCCGCCACUUGCUGCACCGAAGGUGUCCGGCACGUUCACGUUGCUGCCGAAAAUCGCCACACCGCCGCCACAAAAGGACCAACAACUCGCGGCUUUCCCGAUGGCUUCUCUCCAGAAACCCGCGGCGCCGAUGAUC
Messenger RNA from Mesorhabditis spiculigera, 1563 nucleotides. NCBI's taxonomy places the organism in Eukaryota, Metazoa, Nematoda, Chromadorea, Rhabditida, Rhabditidae. The record is from the annotation of a GenBank genome assembly.